Messenger RNA from Nymphaea colorata (pocket water lily), 1359 nucleotides. Its product is annotated as transcription elongation factor TFIIS. NCBI's taxonomy places the organism in Eukaryota, Viridiplantae, Streptophyta, Magnoliopsida, Nymphaeales, Nymphaeaceae. The record is from RefSeq and is a predicted model, not a curated record. The transcript is spliced from 2 exons. Gene Ontology annotation, cellular component: nucleus. Gene Ontology annotation, molecular function: zinc ion binding; nucleic acid binding. Gene Ontology annotation, biological process: transcription elongation by RNA polymerase II; DNA-templated transcription. The coding region runs from base 173 to 1252 and encodes 359 amino acids.
AAAUUAGGGUAAAAGUAGAAACUCCCUCCCUCUUGGGGGGGAGGAGAAAAGGGCAGUGGUUUCUGUCUAUCUCCUCUCAUUGUUUCUGUUUCUUCUUCUCGUUGCUCUGAGCCUCUGGAUUUGGGAGGCAGAAGAAGAAGAGAUUUCUCGCACUUGGAGGGGAGAGAGGGGAAUGGCCGGAAGAAAUGCGGAGAAGGAACUCCUGAGUCUCUUUGAGGAGGCGAAGAAGGCUGCCGAUCUGGCCGCGACCGGCGGCUCGUCGGUGGAGGCCAACGAGGUCCGCUGCCUGGAUGCCCUCCGCCUCCUCCGUGAUUUUCCUGUUUCCAUGUCCAUCCUUAUCUCCACUCAGGUGGGAAAGCGCCUUCGUAUUCUGACAAAACAUCCUAGACCGAAGAUCCAAUCUAAAGCUUCAGAUUUGAUUGACCUGUGGAAAAAUGUAGUUAUAGAGGAAACAGGGAAAAAUAAUAAGAAAAACAACGGGUCAGAAGCUAAGAAUCCAGCCAAGGUUGAUGUCAAGAUUGAAAAGGUAGAAAUGAAGGUGGAAAAUGGGAAGCCUGAGGCGGUGAAGUCUGAUAGGCUUCCAAAGCCAGAACCUGUCAAGGUGGAGAAGACACGACAAGGGGAACAUGCCAAAGUUGAAAAAGUUGCCAAGGAGGAGAAGGUACCAGUCAAUAACAAGAGACCAGGCUCUUCUUCCAUCGUCCCUCCUAAGCUGUCAGCUAUGGUGAAAUGCAAUGAUCCUCUGCGUGACAAGCUCCGCGAACUUCUUGCCGAGGCCUUUUCAAAGGUUUCAAGUGAAGCUGAUGAAGAUGUCAUCAAUGAGGUGAAUGCAUGUGAUCCUAUUCGAAUGGCUGUUACUGUAGAAUCUGUAAUGUUUGAGAAGUUAGGACGCUCCAAUGGUGCCCAAAAGUUCAAAUAUAGAUCCAUAAUGUUCAAUCUGAAGGAUGCCAACAAUCCGGAUUUGCGAAGAAAGGUCCUUCUUGGAGAAGUGAGGCCGGAAAAACUAGUCGCAAUGUCUCCAGAAGAAAUGGCUAGUGACAAAAGGAAACAAGAGAACAAGCAGAUCAAAGAGAAAGCACUCUUUGAUUGUGAGCGAGGAGGACCUGCAAAGGCGACAACUGAUCAGUUCAAAUGUGGGCGGUGCGGCCAGAGGAAGACAACCUACUAUCAGUUGCAAACACGGAGUGCAGAUGAGCCUAUGACCACAUUUGUAACAUGUGUAAAUUGCAACAACCAUUGGAAAUUUUGUUGAUUUAUUUACAAUUAAUUCGCAAGUCAUUGUUAACAGACUGAUCUUAAGAUGAGCUCUUUAAGUUAGUUCAUCCCCUUUUCAAAUCAAUCCUGACCUCCUUUUCGUUA